AUGCCUCCCAAGACGAAGAAGUCGAAACUUGCGGAACGCCGUGCUGCGGCAGCGGCUGGUGCUGUUGGAAAAGAAGGGUCUGGCAAUAAGAACGGAGAUGUCUUCCACUUUGUCACUGUGAAUCCUAUAUCGGAAGACCAGAAGCUAGAGAACAGGACGUUGAUCCGUUCACAUGCUAUACGACAGUAUUCUGCGGCCGAUACAGGAAAGACAGUCGCAGCGUCUCGACGCCGUGGACAGGCAUUCAAAGCGUGGUCGGCGGGCGUUAAGGAGGAGGAUCCGUCGAGUAAUAGAAUAGGGAUGGGUAUGAGUGUGCAUAGGGCCAUAGAUAUGGUCGCCACCGCACCCACUACAGAGACGGAGGAGCCUGCGAUCAACGAAACUCGUGGAAAUGCCGGCGCAGGCUGUGAAGGGGACAUGGGCCCGGACGCCGACGGAGACAUGGAUGAUACUUCACAACUCAAUGCCCAGGCCAAUGACAAAACUAUUGAUCUCCCAGGAGAAGAAAGCAGUGACUCUGAGGAUUCUUCUUCUACAGGCUGUCGCGCAAUAGCACCGCACAUCCGGGCGUCGGACCCAAUCCACUCCGACAUGGGCAGAAAUAACACCGUUAACCGUCCAUUCAACCAAAUCAUACACUGGCUAGAGAAUCCUAAGCAGAUAUGCCCUUCAAUAUUGGAUGAGGGGGCUAUAAGCAAGCUCAUGCGCUAUGCUGCUUUUGAUCUCUGGCCGGGCCUAGUAUUAGGGGCCGAAGGUCAGCGCUGGGGCCGUGAAGCUGCAGCUGGAGUAUGGCUUCCUCGUGCCAUGGCUAACCCAGCGCUGUUCACGGCUUUCCUGUAUGGUGCCGCGGGUCAUAUGCAAACACGCAGACGACUUGAUAGUGUUCAGGUUGCGCCUCAGACGAGAGCAGAGAAACUGGAACAGAUUGUAUGCGAAACAGAGACGAUCAAGCAGUUGAACAUGAUGAUGAAGGACCCAGCACAGGCAUUUUCGGACGAGGUAGUUCUCGCCGUUUUGUGCAUGGCAUUUAACCGAAUUGAUUAUUCGGGUUGGACGGUAUCUGACCCGUCUCCAAAGGCACCCUUGAGGAACUUGCAAUGGUUGGAUGUUUAUGGUGGACUGUCGUUGAAUGACCAUCAUAUCAAGGGGCUUAUGGCUAUCAUUGAGACGAGGGGAGGGCUCAAGUCAAUAAAGAUGCCCGGUUUGGCAGAGACGUUAUCUACAUCCGGCAUAAUGCUUUCGACGAAGUAUCUGGCUAAACCCCGUCUGCCAUUCGUGCCUAUUUUCAAGGAGACGGCCAUGGGGCAAACGCCAAACUGGCCUUCUCUCAACCCAACUCCCAUUAACUGCAGAAACGGAAACUCACACUCUUCCUCCACAGCUUCUACGAAUUCAUCAUCUACCACCACCACAACUCUACACUACCUCCUCAGCACACGUCCCAUGCACAAUUCUAUUCCUACUAACCCACUCUCUCCCAUUCCGCCCAACCUCCAAGUCAUCCUUCAGAACAUGCGAGAAUAUAACAUCGUUGUCGACCUACAAACCCAAGGUCUUCUACCCAACCUUGAACUCUCCGUCAUUGCCGACCGCCGUAACUACAUCCAGUAUAACCUCGUCUCUCUACCUGCUUCCUACGAAUUUCCGGACGACUACAUCGCUACCUACAGGCUGUAUGAAGCUUGCCGCCUUGCCGCCAUGGUAUACAGCAUGCUAGUCAUCUUCCCAUUGCCAGCGGCCAAUCGACCAUUCAAGAGGCUUGUUGCACAACUGGUCAACGCCCUGAUCACCGUCGAUGGCGACGAAGGGAGCGGCUGGGCAGCUGAGUCCGGUCAAUGGCCAUGGGAGUAUGGACGAGAGGGCCAGGACAGGCUUGGCUCUGAGGAAGAGGAGAGGGUAUCCUGUAUAUAUCUGUGGAUUAUUGUGAUGGGAGGUAUAGCGUCCAGGGGCAUGGGGGCCGAUAGUGAUUGGUUUGCAGCUCGGUUUGACCAGACGCUGCGGAUGAAGGGACUAUCGACAUGGGAAGGGGUGAAGCAGUGUCUGACGUCGAUUAUGUGGAUGGACAGCGUUUGUGAUUACGGCGGACUGACUUUUUGGAAGGAAACUAAAGAUGGAUUCUAA
Messenger RNA from Microsporum canis CBS 113480, 2121 nucleotides. RefSeq lists its product as hypothetical. The transcript is spliced from 3 exons. Lineage: Eukaryota; Fungi; Ascomycota; Eurotiomycetes; Onygenales; Arthrodermataceae. The coding region runs from base 1 to 2121 and encodes 706 amino acids. The record is from RefSeq and is a predicted model, not a curated record.